This is a messenger RNA of Trichomonas vaginalis G3, 872 nucleotides long. RefSeq names its product phage tail repeat-like family. Lineage: Eukaryota; Parabasalia; Trichomonadida; Trichomonadidae. The record is from RefSeq and is a predicted model, not a curated record. The transcript has a single exon. The annotation marks the transcript as partial.
AUGUCAAGUGAAGUGACAAGAGCUGAAAACGAAUAUUCUAAAAAGACUCAUACACAUUCUAUAUCUGAUAUUACAAACUUACAAGAAACCUUAAACAGUAAAAGUGCCGUUGGACAUACACAUACAUCUUCUGAAAUAACAGACUUAAACGUUAGCCUUGAAAAGAAAGCAGAUAAAACAUAUGUCAAUGAAAUAUACCAAAGUUUAGUUGGAACAAAAAAUAUUGAAACUAUUGUUGGUGACUUUUCUGUCAAUGAAGAAAACAAAUAUUUUAGAUGGGAGUUUGUACACUCCUUAAAAAAUGGUAUACGGUAUAAACUCAUUCCGAAAAAUAACAAUGAAAUGUAUGUAGGCUAUAUAAAGAAUGAUGGUACACAAGUUAAAGUUCCAUUAGACAACAACUGCUACUUAAACUUAUAUGGAGACGAACAAAAGAAAUAUUUAAGAGUUUAUGAAAUGACAGAUAUGACAUUACCUAACCCAGCUCCAGCACCAUAUUAUUAUGACUAUGGUGUUGACGCACGUGUAGACCCAAAAAAGCAAACAUUAUAUUUAGAAUAUUAUAGAUAUAAAAGAUAUAAUGCAAUAGAAAAAACGAGAAUAGUAUAUUAUUAUAUAGAUGACAAAAAUAAAUAUUAUAGUCAAGAUUUUACCUACCCCGAAAACAUAAGAUUAUAUUAUAAAAAAUAUUCUGACACAAACCAGAAGAAACCAGAAAUAGUUACACUAUAUUUUAAGUUCAAAAGAGACAAUCCUAUAUUAUCUCAUAUGUUUGAUUUAAUGAACCCAGUAGGUUCUAUUUAUACAUCUAUGGAAGCAAGAAGUCCUCAAGUAAUGUUUGGUGUUGGUGCAUGGGAACAAAUAGUCGACAG